Scedosporium apiospermum is the source of this 1035-nucleotide messenger RNA. RefSeq lists its product as uncharacterized. The record is from RefSeq and is a predicted model, not a curated record. The transcript is spliced from 3 exons. Bases 1 to 1035 code for a protein of 344 amino acids. NCBI's taxonomy places the organism in Eukaryota, Fungi, Ascomycota, Sordariomycetes, Microascales, Microascaceae.
AUGAUGCUCAAGUCUCUCGUCGCUCUUGCGACCGCUCAGCUGGCUGUCGGCCAGGAGCUGAUGCGCUUCGGAUGCUCUCAGCUCACGCUGGACCGCAUCGACCCGCUCGUCAACCCCGGUGCCCUCCCGGCUCCUCAUAUGCACCAGGUCAUCGGCGGUAACUCGUUCAACGCUACCAUGGACCCCGCCAGCCUCGACCCACCCCGAGACUCGUCCUGCACAACUUGCACGUUCGCCGAGGAUUUCUCUAACUACUGGACUCCCAACCUCUACUUCCGUGCCCGCAAUGGAACCUUCAAGCACGUUCCCAUCUUUGCCAAUCUUGGUCUCGGACAGAUCCAGGGAGGCAUGACCGUGUACUACAUCCGAGGCUACAGGGCUUCGGACAAGGUCACGACCUUCAAGCCCGGCUUCCGCAUGCUCGUGGGCGAUGCUGCCAACCGAGACCCCAAGAAGGUCCCCCGCCAGCUCUGCUACCGAUGCGAGCACAACUACCAGCAAUCGCCCUUCGGCGGCGCUCCUUGCACUGGCAGCGACACCACCACUUUCCCCAAGGAGGCCUGCGGCGGUGGCUGGCGUGUGACCAUCACUUUCCCCACUUGCUGGGACGGCAAGACCCUCGACACCCCUAACCACCAGGACCACGUUACGUAUACCUCUUCGGGUUCCUUCGAGACCGGUGGCCCCUGCCCGGCCUCCCACCCCGUCAAGAUCCCGCAGGUCAUGUACGAGAUCAUGUUCGACACCGCUCAGUUCAACGACCCCAACGACUGGCCCGAGGAUGGCUCCCAGCCCUUCGUCUGGGCCAUGGGAGACACCACUGGCGCUGGUAUCCACGGUGACUACCUCUUCGGCUGGAAGGGCGAUGCUCUCCAGAGGGCUAUGGACUCCAAGUGCAACGGUGUCAACUGCCCCGGUAUGGAGAGGCAGUCCGUCGACGUCUCCAACCAGUGCGCCAAGGGCCAGAUGGCCGCCGAGCCCGUUGGUGAUGAUGGCUGGCUCACUUCCCUCCCUGGCAACUGGGAGCUCUCUUAA